CGUUCCCCGUCCGAUCGUUGCGUCCAACAGCCAUUCACUCGUUUCAACCAACUACCAACACACAGUUACACAACUGCUUCGCCAACCACGAUACAACUUGACACUCGUUCAUCCAUCAACACCUACCAUGGCUCGAUCACUCGCUCUUCUCGCCUUUUCCAGCGCCGUCAUGGCUGCUCAAACCACCACCGUCUCUCUACUGCUUCCCUUUGCCGACCCCCAGAAGAUCGUCGCCUCUGUCGUCGCCGCUGAUAGCACGGCUACAACUUAUGUCUAUGGAUGCCCUCCUGGAACUCAAGCCGACGACUGCGGGUUUGAAACCAGCCAGACCAUCACUCAAGGCCCAUCCACAUGGAUUUAUACCAAUACCUACUCUGGUGACGACGGCGGCGUUUACACUCAGGGUGGCAACUGCAAGCUCACCAGCUCGGCAGACCGCGCUUCAUGCAGCGUCUGGGUCUCUGGCUCCGCAUCUGACAGUGUCAUGGCCUCUGCCAGCCAAGGCACCGAGGCCUUCCUCACCUGGGAGCUCCCCGUUACCGUCACUGCUGGUGUCGAAAAGCUCCAGGCCGCUCCCGGCGCCACUGCCACUGGCACUGAUGGUUCUACCGCUGCCCCCACCAACACCGGCGCUUCCGAGUCUUCCCAGACAACCGCUUCUACCGGCGCUGCGUCCACGACUCUUGCCAGGCAGACAACCGCUGCUAGCCACGGCAGCGGCACCCGCACAGCCUCUACUACCGCUGGGCCCACCAGCACCAACGCUGCGGGUAUUGUCAACGCUCAGAACGGUCUCUUGGCUGGUGUUGCUGCCCUUGUUGGUGGUGUCAUGAUGCUGUAAUUGAAUGGACAAGACCUUUGUUAGGUAGGAAAUGUGUUGAGAAUGUAUGAACAUGCGAACCAUGGAUAAUCUUUAAUAAGCUUUGCACAAAGCCAUUUGCCCUUUAG
Trichoderma virens Gv29-8 is the source of this 948-nucleotide messenger RNA. RefSeq lists its product as uncharacterized. The transcript has 2 exons. The coding region runs from base 128 to 841 and encodes 237 amino acids. NCBI's taxonomy places the organism in Eukaryota, Fungi, Ascomycota, Sordariomycetes, Hypocreales, Hypocreaceae. The record is from RefSeq and is a predicted model, not a curated record.